This is a messenger RNA of Nicotiana tabacum (common tobacco), 1101 nucleotides long. RefSeq lists its product as uncharacterized. Lineage: Eukaryota; Viridiplantae; Streptophyta; Magnoliopsida; Solanales; Solanaceae. The record is from RefSeq and is a predicted model, not a curated record.
AUGGAAAUCAACCAGAACAUCCCUAAAAUUAGCAUGGUAAAGGGAGCACCACAUAAGAUGAAACAGUGGUGGAAGAAUAUUCGUCGGGAACACGGAGAUGAAGUUCGGACGCACCUAGGGGAAUUAACUACAUUGAUGAACAUCCGAACAGACAAAGUGCUCACUCGCCUGUUGAUAGAAUUUUGGGAUCCAACUAAAGUGGUAUUCAAAUUUGCCGACUUUGAGCUGGUACCGACAUUGGAAGAAGUCACAAGUUUUACGGAGCUGCCAUUCAACGUAAGAAAGCCAGUGCUGCCAGUCACCAUGGCUGGCUAUCGGUUCUUCGAUGCUCUAGGUCUUACCAACAGCAGAAGUCUCAGAAGUAUCGAGGAUGGAUGGGUAAGCCUCGACCAAAUGUUUGAUAGGUUUGGGCACCGUGAAAGCUACGAGUGGUAUUCAGGGGAGUUUCAAUUUGACCAAGUGAUAUGGAAAAGCCUCAGGCCUAACACUUUCGCAAUGGAACUGUUAGGACUAUUGGUCUUCCCACAGCGAAGGGGCCGUAUCAACAUCAACUUGUUACCAGUGGUACUGAAAACCUUCCACGGCAAUCUUCAAGCUACUUUAGUGCCGAUGGUGUUAGCCGAAAUGCUGAGAGCCUUAUCCGCCUAUGCACGGGGAUACGAUAAUUUCAAAGGAUACAACUUGUUGCUGCAGAUUUGGGCUACUGAACACUUUUUCCAAUGGGAGGCUACUAUCGACCACUUCGUAGGUGUCAGUGGAAGAGCAAUCUUGAGGACUUCCCAAAGGUACUUCAUUGAGUUGAUCGGAUUAGAAGGCAUUCAGCCGUACUCACCACUGCAGGUCCUCAGACAAUUUGGUAUGAUCCAAGAUGUGCCGUUGUGGACAAGGACGACGUUGUACGAGGAUGACUAUAAUGGCCAGAUCCCAAUUCCUAGGAUAAGGAAACUGCAAGAAGAGUGGAAUGACCUGGUAACAAUGCAUAUGGGUCAAAAUUCCUGGUGCACCCCUGAGUACUACGUCUGGAUUAAUGAAGAAGAAGAACUGGCCCGCCCGAGCAGAGAGGGUAUAGCUUGGUUAGAGGAUGCGGUGGUUUCUUUGUAG